Meriones unguiculatus (Mongolian gerbil) is the source of this 1740-nucleotide messenger RNA. RefSeq names its product VPS37D subunit of ESCRT-I (gene Vps37d). Gene Ontology annotation, biological process: ubiquitin-dependent protein catabolic process via the multivesicular body sorting pathway; protein targeting to vacuole; protein targeting to membrane. Gene Ontology annotation, cellular component: ESCRT I complex. The record is from RefSeq and is a predicted model, not a curated record. Bases 244 to 1023 code for a protein of 259 amino acids. The transcript has 4 exons. Lineage: Eukaryota; Metazoa; Chordata; Mammalia; Rodentia; Muridae.
GGCGCGCGAGCCCCUCGGCGGGAGAUCUCCGGCGCGGCUCGCCCCCUACCUGCCCCACCCCCAGUCCUGCCGGCCGCGGAGGCGGCCCCUUUAAGAGCGGUCGAGACGCCCCCUGGCGGCGGGACGCGGCAGCGCAGCGCGCGGCCGGAGCUGGAGCUGGAGCCGGAGCCCGGAGCGGAGCCGUAGCGGAGCGGGGCCGAUCGGGCCGAGCCAGCAGCCGAGCUGGGGGCGCGGGCGGGCGGUAUGUACCGGGCCCGGGCGGCGCGGGCGGGGCCGGAGCCCGGCAGCCCGGGGCGCUUUGGGAUCCUCAGCACCGGGCAGCUCCGAGAUCUGCUUCAAGAUGAGCCCAAGCUGGACCGGAUCGUGCGGCUCAGCAGGAAGUUCCAGGGUCUGCAGCUGGAGCGAGAUGCCUGCUUGGCAUCUAACUACGCGCUGGCCAAGGAGAACCUGGCCUUGCGGCCCCGCCUGGAGAUGGGUCGGACAGCCCUGGCCAUCAAGUACCAAGAGCUUCGAGAGGUGGCUGAGAACUGCGCACACAAACUGCAGAGACUGGAGGAGAGCAUGCAUCGCUGGAGCCCCCAAUGUGCGCUGGGCUGGCUGCAGGCUGAGCUGGAAGAGGCUGAGCAGGAGGCUGAGGUCCAGAUGGAGCAGCUGCUGCUGGGGGAACAGAGCCUCGAGGCCUUCCUGCCAGCCUUCCAGAGAGGCCGUGCCCUGGCUCACCUGAGGCGGACCCAGGCGGAGAAACUCCAGGAAGUGCUGAGGCGUCGGGAGCGCUCCGCCCAGCCGGCUCCCACUCCUGCCGCUGCCGCCGCUGCCACCGCCGUGGAUCCCCCCAAACCCUUUCCAGCUGCUGCCGUGCUGCCCACUGGGGCCGCCCGGGGCCCACCUCCAGCAGUACCCCGGAGCCUGCCCCCUUUGGACUCCCGCCCAGUGCCCCCACUGAAGGGCUCCCCCGGGUGCCCCUUCGGCCCAGCCCCUCUGCUGAGCCCACGACCCUCUCAGCCUGAACCCCCUCAUCGGUAGAAGCCAGGGUGCGGCCUCCCAGCGGGGGUCCAGACAAACUUGAUUCGUGGCUCCUCCUCCUCCCCCACUGUUUGGGUGGGGGGAGGGGCAGGCCCCUCCCCCUAGCCUCAGGCAGGCCCAGGGCCCUGGAGGCUGAGCUGGGGAAGAGGGGCUCCCCGAAGAGGCCCGAAAGGGCUGGGGGUGGGGUGGGCAGGGUGCUGGACCUCAGUCACCAAGGAAACUCUGCCUUUUUUAUUUUAUUUUUUUCGUCUCCCCGGCUGGGGUAUUCAGGGUGCCAAGCCAGGUCCCCAAAUGAAAAGAGAACUUUAUGGGGUCCUGCUUCCCCCAGGGAGGUCUUGCUUGGGGGCCUGUCGCACUCUGCCACACUACUGGGCUCGAACAACCGCCAAGGCUUACUGGAUUGUUUUCCUCAUAUCCUGAGCUAACCCUUCCUGCAGCUGGGGGCCCUCCGCCUAGGAGCCAGGCUGUCACACCCCAGCUGCAGGCCCAGGGACACCCUCCAACGGCUUUGCAGCUGGCCCUGGGGCAAGGUGGAAGAGAGGCUUCCGACCUGCACAAGUGAGAGCCUGCCAUCCCCAGGAAAGACCAUUCUGUAUUUUUCUGUCCCUGUCUCCUUAGAAUGGAACCUUUUUGAGGGCAGGUCCUUGUCUUUGUAUGUUCUGUCCCCAGCCCCGCCUCCUAGGGGCUGUCAAUAAAUGUGCUGAUGGAUGACGGUGA